UAGGGAUGUCCUAUAACCACAACCAGGUUGAUUACAAUGAGAACCAGCCGAGUGCACCCCCUCCCCGUACUGUGUCCCUGAUGGACGUCUCCCCCCAACCCCCUGAUAAGCCCCUUCCUCCCAUGCCUCCUGGUCAUAACAAGGAGAAGAGCAAGUUUUUCACAUACUUCCUCAAGAAACCUGGUCGUAAUAAGAUAGAGAUUUCCAGCCCACAAGACUUUUCACAUCAAAUGCACGUAGGAUUUGACCAAGAAUCUGGAGAAUUUGUUAAUUUACCAAAAGAAUGGGAAGUUCUUCUCAGUACAUCUGCCAUCAGUAAAGAAGAAACCAAGAAAAAUCCCGAGGCUGUGUUGGAUGUGUUAAACUUUGUGAUGAACGAACAGCCACAUUCUGGAGUCCAGCCACCUACAAAAUACAUGCAACAUGAUCACGACGACGAGGAGGAAGAUAAGGAUGAGAGUUCCUCGUCCCAAUCAGCUGCUCCUGCUCCACCACCAAGACCAGCUUACACCAAAACCGCUAGUACUCGACCAACGUCAGCAGCUUUGAUACAAGCGAAGGUCCCCGGUAACAUGCCUCAGGGUCAAGGUGGGCGAAACAUACCCAAAAAGAAGAAAAAGGCAAAGCUCAGCGAUGAAGAAGUUUUAUCCUUGCUGCGAACAAUUGUUAGUGUCGGUGAUCCUAAGACAAAAUACACUAAGUUUGAGAAAAUCGGUCAAGGGGCCUCAGGUACGGUAUAUACUGGUGUGGAGGUAUCCACAGGGCAGGAAGUCGCUAUCAAAAUGAUGAAUCUCAGUCAACAGCCUAAAAAAGAUCUGAUUAUAAACGAGAUUCUAGUGAUGAAAGAGAACCGCCACCCUAACAUAGUGAACUAUCUGGACAGUUACUUGGUCGGUACUGACGAACUCUGGGUCGUAAUGGAAUAUUUGGGAGGUGGACCCUUAACGGACGUAGUAACUGAAACGUGUAUGACUGAAGGUCAGAUAGCAGCCGUCUCAAGAGAGGUGUUACAAGCUCUGGCAUUCCUACACAAAUCGCAAGUUAUACACAGAGAUAUCAAGAGUGACAACAUCCUCUUAGGCAUGACUGGUGGUGUUAAAUUAACCGAUUUUGGUUUCUGUGCCCAAAUCACGCCAGAUCAAAGCAAAAGAACGACAAUGGUCGGUACUCCUUAUUGGAUGGCACCGGAGGUGGUGACCCGAAAACAGUACGGUCCUAAGGUUGAUGUGUGGAGUUUGGGUAUCAUGGCUAUUGAGAUGAUUGAGGGAGAACCACCCUACCUUAAUGAGAACCCACUGAGGGCGUUAUAUCUGAUAGCAACGAACGGAACUCCGGAGAUUUAUAACCCUGAGCGACUAUCCUCCGUGUUUAGAGAUUUCCUGGCCAAGUGCCUGGAAAUGGAUGUCGAAAAACGCGGGAGUGCUAGUGAAAUGUUGCAGCAUCCCUUCUUGAGGAAGGCAGCACCCUUAUCAAGUUUAGUUCCCCUUAUCCACGCCGCUAAAGAAGCAGCCAAACACUAAAAACACUGCUCACGUGACCCAUCACAUGGUCACGCACAAUGGUAUGACGUCACGCUACAAGCCGUGACGUCACGUUUUAUUGCACGGCGAUUGAAACUCUUGGAUGGACUUGUGGUUUUACGAUUACGUUGAUUUGUGUUAACCGCCCCUUUUUUUGAUACAUUUGCGAAUUUCGAGGUGAAAGUAUAGCCUUGUUGGUAGGUAUAUUUCAAAUCCAGUGCUUCUUUUGAUCUUUUUAAACAUUCCUCGCGCGCUCUUUCCAAAUUUAAACGCUAGAUUUAGGUUUUAAUAUUGCUUUUUCAUUUACCAAUUUAAACCAAGUUUUUAGGCUGUAAAAAUGAUAUAAAAACAGCUGAAGUUAAUAAUUUUUCGCUCAAAUUAGAUGCAUUUAAAAUGUUAUAGAUAUAAUAAGAUUUAUACAUUAUUAUUAUGAGAUGUAUAUUACUACUUUGAUGUAAAGAUGUGUCAUAAUUUUUUGCCAUGCCAUAAUUUGACGUUAAAUUGUUGAAGUGUUUAAUUUUUGUUCGAUUGGUUUGGCGUCUUACAGUUACACUAUUCAUCAUAUCAACAGCAUUAUCUUCAAUCUUCUUUUAUCAUGCAUAAUAUAUGUACAUAUUUAGAAUUUCUAAAUCCACCAGUUCAAGAAUGAAGAAACUUCUUACAUUUUAAGAUAUGCGUCUCAUUUAACACGGAUCAACUUCUUCUUUUUAUACAAAUUAUGGACGCUGAAAAAAGAAUAAAUACAUCAUUAAUUUUGUGUAUUGACGGUUUACAUCUUUUUCUUAUGAUUAUUAUGACUUAAAAGUUUUUUAUAAUCCGACCUCAAGAUUUUCGAUUCAAGCAAUAGAGAGAAACGAUCGAAGAAUGCUUUUUAGUUUUCCUGAAUGUAAUGUCUUAUUUUUUGCCUAAGAAGUUAGGGAAAAAAAUGUAAUUCUUAUUGAUUUGGCAGGUAAUUUCCUUUCUCGUUCAUCUUCUUCUUUGUUUAGAAUUUGCCGCCUUCUCUAGAUUUUCUCCGCCACUUACUGGUACUACAUAUAUUUCUAGGUGUUGUGCAGAAUGGCAUUUUAUACUGGGUCCUGGAUAAUUUUAUGGCUGGAUAUACUAUUGCAUUCGAUGAUAUUCAUACAAAUUUUAACUAUUGUUUUUACAA
Bolinopsis microptera is the source of this 2670-nucleotide messenger RNA. RefSeq names its product serine/threonine-protein kinase PAK 1-like. Gene Ontology annotation, molecular function: ATP binding; protein serine/threonine kinase activity. Gene Ontology annotation, cellular component: cytoplasm. Lineage: Eukaryota; Metazoa; Ctenophora; Tentaculata; Lobata; Bolinopsidae. Gene Ontology annotation, biological process: intracellular signal transduction; protein phosphorylation; regulation of MAPK cascade. The transcript has 15 exons. Bases 6 to 1520 code for a protein of 504 amino acids. The record is from RefSeq and is a predicted model, not a curated record.